AUGUUAAGAACAUCAAACCCAAUUAGAAAUCAAACUUUACGUUUAGUUCGUAAUUUAUCACACAAAGAAUUAAAAUUCGGUGUUGAAGGUAGAGCUGCUUUAUUAAAAGGGGUAAACCUUUUAGCUGAUGCAGUUUCUGUCACUUUAGGACCAAAAGGUAGAAAUGUUUUAAUUGAACAACAAUUUGGUGCUCCAAAAAUCACCAAAGAUGGGGUAACUGUUGCCAAAUCAAUUACUUUAGAAGAUAAAUUCGAAGAUAUGGGUGCUAAAUUAUUACAAGAAGUUGCUUCCAAAACUAACGAAAGUGCUGGUGAUGGUACUACUUCUGCCACUAUUUUAGGUAGAUCAAUCUUCACUGAAUCCGUUAAGAAUGUUGCAGCUGGUUGUAACCCUAUGGAUUUAAGAAGAGGUUCUCAAGCUGCCGUUGAAGCCGUUGUUGAAUUCUUACAAGCCAACAAAAAGGAAAUCACUACUUCCGAAGAAAUCGCUCAAGUUGCAACUAUUUCAGCUAAUGGUGAUACUCACAUUGGUAACUUAUUAGCUUCUGCCAUGGAAAAAGUUGGUAAAGAAGGUGUUAUUACCGUCAAAGAAGGUAAAACUUUAGAAGAUGAAUUAGAAGUUACUGAAGGUAUGAGAUUUGACAGAGGUUUCAUCUCUCCUUACUUCAUUACUGAUACCAAAUCAGGUAAAGUUGAAUUUGAAAAUCCAUUAAUCUUAUUAAGUGAAAAGAAAAUCAGUACUAUUCAAGAUAUCUUACCAUCAUUAGAAUUAUCAAACCAACAAAGAAGACCUUUAUUGAUCUUAGCUGAAGAUAUCGAUGGUGAAGCUUUAGCUGCUUGUAUUUUAAACAAAUUAAGAGGUCAAGUUCAAGUUUGUGCUGUUAAAGCUCCAGGUUUCGGUGAUAACAGAAAAAACAUCUUAGGUGAUAUUGCUAUCUUAUCAGGUGGUACUGUCUUCACUGAAGAAUUAGACAUCAAACCAGAAAACGCUACUGUUGAUUUAUUAGGUAGCUGUGGUUCAAUUACCAUCACCAAAGAAGACACCGUUAUCUUAAACGGUGAAGGUUUAAAAGAUAACAUCCAAAGUAGAUGUGAACAAAUCAGACAAGCUAUUGGUGAUUCACAAACUACUGAAUACGAAAAAGAAAAAUUACAAGAAAGAUUAGCUAAAUUAUCAGGUGGUGUCGCUGUUGUCAGAGUUGGUGGUUCAUCAGAAGUUGAAGUUGGUGAAAAGAAAGAUAGAUAUGAUGAUGCUUUAAAUGCCACUAGAGCUGCCGUUCAAGAAGGUAUCUUACCAGGUGGUGGUACUGCUUUAAUCAAAGCUUCUAAAAUUUUAGAUCAAGUUAAAGAAAAAGCUGAAAACUUUGAUCAAAAAUUAGGUGUUGAUAUUAUCAAAUCAGCUAUUACUAAACCAGCUAGAAGAAUUAUUGAAAAUGCUGGUGAAGAAGGUGCUGUUAUUGUUGGUAAAAUCUACGAUGAACCAGAUUUCAACAAAGGUUAUGAUUCAUCUAAAGGUGAAUUCACCGAUAUGAUUGCCAGUGGUAUCAUUGAUCCAUUCAAAGUUGUUAAAAAUGGUUUAGUUGAUGCUAGUGGUGUUGCUUCAUUAUUAGCUACUACUGAAUGUGCUAUUGUUGAAGCUCCUCAAGGUCCAGCUCCUGCUGCCCCAGCCGGUGGUAUGGGUGGUAUGGGUGGUAUGCCAGGUAUGGGAUUCUAA
Molecule: messenger RNA, 1713 nt
Organism: Yamadazyma jaroonii
Lineage: Eukaryota; Fungi; Ascomycota; Pichiomycetes; Serinales; Debaryomycetaceae
Source: the annotation of a GenBank genome assembly